This is a messenger RNA of Rangifer tarandus platyrhynchus (Svalbard reindeer), 432 nucleotides long. NCBI's taxonomy places the organism in Eukaryota, Metazoa, Chordata, Mammalia, Artiodactyla, Cervidae. The record is from the annotation of a GenBank genome assembly.
AUGGGAGGGAGACGUAAAGUCCAGGUUCCUUUGGAUCUCGCCUGCCGGAUGUACAGGAGGAGAAACCCGGGCUCUCUGCAGGGGUGGGGGCGCAGGUACCAUAACAAACGCACGUGCGUCCUGCCCAGGGUGCGGGGUGCACCGCCAGCCCUCCGGAGCCGCCCUCCGGAGCCCGGCCUUUGUCUCAGCUAUCGGGAGGGAACGGCGCUGGGGGCGCCACUUGCUGGAGAAGAAAGACUGACACAUUUAAAAGGUAAUGGUGUGGGUGCAGAAGGCAGCCAGACAGGUUGUGGAGUGGGUGGUGUGUGCGACAACCUCGUGCUGGCCGAGCGGUCGGGCAGCGGCUUCACCUGGCCAGCAGCGCUGGAGAUUAACUUGUCCCUCGGGGACUGGCGGGCCUCCAGCUCUGCGACACGGUCUCGGGGAGUCUAG